GCAUGACUUCUGCUGAAAAGAAGAACCAAGCAAGCUCAAAACAAACAUUCAAAAGUUCUCUUAUAUUGGAUACUAUCAACCACAAAAAACACUUCAAAAACAAGGCUCUCUAUCUACCUACCAUACAGGAUGUAUCAUCAUCAUCACCAAGCAAAAAAUAUUCACUCUUCUUCAAGAAUGUCAAUACCAUCUGAAAGACACAUGUUUCUUCAAACAGGAAAUGGAUCUAGUGAUUCUGGACUUGUUCUCUCAACUGAUGCUAAGCCUAGAUUAAAAUGGACACCUGAUCUUCAUGCAAGGUUUAUAGAAGCUGUCAACCAGUUAGGUGGAGCUGACAAAGCUACUCCAAAAACAGUGAUGAAACUCAUGGGAAUUCCGGGGCUUACCUUAUAUCAUCUAAAGAGCCAUCUUCAGAAGUAUAGAUUGAGCAAGAAUCUGCAUGGACAAAGCCACAAUAAUAACGUGACACACAAAAUAAACACACAUUCGGCUUCGGGAACGGAUGAGAGACUUUCUGAUCAAACCAAUGGAACUCACAUCAAUAAAUUAACACUUGGACCGCAGCCUAAUAACAACAACAAAGAUUUACACAUAAGCGAGGCGCUGCAAAUGCAGAUUGAGGUUCAGAGAAGACUCAAUGAACAACUUGAGGUACAAAGACAUUUGCAGCUUAGGAUAGAGGCACAAGGAAAAUACCUUCAAUCGGUGCUUGAGAAAGCUCAAGAAACACUUGGUAGACAGAACUUAGGAAUAGUAGGACUUGAAGCUGCUAAAGUUCAACUUUCGGAGCUUGUAUCAAAAGUAUCCUCACAGUGUCUAAAUUCAACAUUUUCAGAAAUGAAGGAGUUACAAGGUUUUUGUCCUCAAACAAUACAAAUCACGAACCAACCAAACGACGGCUCGAUGGACAGUAGUUGCUUAACAUCGAGCGAACGAUCACAGAAGGAACAAGAGAUCAUUCAAAAUGGAGGGUUUGGUUUAAGACACUUCAACAACAACAAUAACAAUCAUGUGUUCAUGGAAAGAAAAGAACAACAAUUAACAGAAGCAGCGGCUUCUAUGCAAAACCUUAGAAACACUGAAGUAUUAAAAUGGUGUGUUGAUGAAGUGAAAAAGAACAGUACUUUUCUCACCCCUUUAGAAAGAAAUCAUGGAAACUUGUCUAUGAACAUUGGAGUUGAACAAAAUCACUCAGAUGUUGGUGAGUUUCAACACAGAAACACUGCAAGAACAGAAACAAUGAAAUCAGUGGAUGAUAAUAACAAGAUUCAACAACCUUCUAAUUACUUUUCAGCUUCAAGAUUGGAUUUAAACAGUCGUGGAGAUAACAAUGAAGGUGCUACAAGCUGUAAGCAACUUGAUUUGAAUAGGUUCAGUUGGAACUGAGAUGAGAUCGAAGGGAUAGAGAGUGAAUUUUAGCCAAAUGAUAAUAAGUUGAUGUAACAAAUUUAGAACAGUGAUGAAUUUGUAAUCAACCAUUAUAUUAUGAAGGAGAUAGCUCCUGUAUAAUAUUGAUACAAUUUUA
Molecule: messenger RNA, 1525 nt
Organism: Lathyrus oleraceus (garden pea)
Lineage: Eukaryota; Viridiplantae; Streptophyta; Magnoliopsida; Fabales; Fabaceae
Product: myb-related protein 2
Exons: 6
Coding region: 130-1386 (418 amino acids)
Molecular function (GO): DNA binding; DNA-binding transcription factor activity
Source: RefSeq, a predicted model, not a curated record